GUUAAUUAUAUUAAUAAUGGGGUGGUUGAAGUUAAUAUUGAUAUGCCUCAUCUUGCUUUCAUCUUCUUCUCCAACAAUGGAAGCUCUGCGCCCGAUUAGGGCGGCCAGGGAAGCUUUAGAGGCUCAAUUUCUGAAAAGAAGAAAAAAACGACAAGGAAAUGUUGCAAAAAAGUUGAAUCUCCAACCCCAAGGGCCCACACCUAGAUCCAACGAUGUAUGAGGAAGAUGGUAAAUCAGGAACGCAUCAACUCGUUAAAGGGCGAGAUCGGUCCAUAGACAUCACGGCAGUCGCCGUCUCGCUAGCAGAAGAAAUCUCAACGGAAACGCAGGUCACGGCAUCACGCACUCACACAGCACUCCGAUUCCGCCGAAUCCUCCGAGUCUCCGACAAAUCGCAGGGCUCUCAGCACUCAGCACUGUCAGCAGCCGUCGAAUCGCAAUUCGCAGCACUCCGUCCAGUCGUCCACCGGUUCCGCAGAAACUCUUUUUUAGAAUGGAGGGAGUACAAUUUAAAUUAGGACCAAAGGAGUAUCUUGGAGCAAGCUGAUCAUCCAUAAAGAGGAGAAGCUUGGAGCAUACGUAUACGCACUAGAAUGGAGCCGCCAUAAGCGAUUUUAUGAGGAUGGCGGCUAGAAGUAGAUUGGAUGAUCUUCGUUGGAUGAGUUUUUUCUAAGGAGAGUGUUGACGAUUAGAGCAAGGCGAGGCGAUUUUAUUUUUCUUCUUAUGGGUCAUUCUUUACUUCUCUAUCGUUUUUCAUGAUCUCAUAUUCUACAUGAAACACAAACAAAAUAACAAAUGCAGUCUUCAAGU
This is a messenger RNA of Cuscuta campestris, 810 nucleotides long. The record is from the annotation of a GenBank genome assembly. Lineage: Eukaryota; Viridiplantae; Streptophyta; Magnoliopsida; Solanales; Convolvulaceae.